Lotus japonicus is the source of this 720-nucleotide messenger RNA. Its product is annotated as agamous-like MADS-box protein AGL62. The transcript has a single exon. Lineage: Eukaryota; Viridiplantae; Streptophyta; Magnoliopsida; Fabales; Fabaceae. Bases 1 to 720 code for a protein of 239 amino acids. Gene Ontology annotation, biological process: positive regulation of transcription by RNA polymerase II. Gene Ontology annotation, molecular function: RNA polymerase II cis-regulatory region sequence-specific DNA binding; protein dimerization activity; DNA-binding transcription factor activity, RNA polymerase II-specific. The record is from RefSeq and is a predicted model, not a curated record.
AUGUCGACCGGAGAAACCUCUACAAAGAAAGGUAACGGAAGAAGAAAGAUAGAGAUGAAGAAAAUUACCAACCCGAGUAGUCUUCAAGUCGCUUUCUCAAAGCGUCGUAGCGGGCUCUUUAAGAAAGUCAACGAGCUUGGCAUCCUCUGUGGCGGAGAGUCUGCUUUCAUCAUCUUCUCACCUAGUGGGAAGGUAUUUUCCUUUGGACACCCCAGCGUAGAUUCUGUCAUCCAACGCUACCUUUCUGAGGCCCCCCAACAAACUUCCAAUGACAUGCGAUACAUUGAGGUUCAAAGGAGUGUCAAUGUGCAAGUUCUCAGUGGACAACUCACUAAAAUCAACAACCACUUGGAAGAUGGCAAGAAGAUCGAUGAAGAGCUGAAUUGUCUACUCAAGGCAGCAUUUGGCCAGUUCGGGUGGGCAUGUCAGGUGGAGGAGAUGGACCUGUCUCAGCUUGUGAGAUUCAAGAGGGCGCUGAAUGAGCUUAAGAAGGAUGUCACUGACCAUGGUAGUGUUGUUGCUGCUACCAACCCACCAACACAUCAAUUUUUUGAUGUUUCUGGUGGUCUUGCCAACAACAUUAUCCCUUUCAAUCACCCACCUCCAACGCUUCCUCAAACGUUUCAAGAACAACUUUUUCAGGGGCCCAUGAUGCAAGCUCAUAAUUUGUUUGGUUCCAAUAGCAUGGGAGGGUAUGGAGGACCCUCUGGAUCCUUCUGA